UGACCGUCUCUCCUGUGGCCACAGUUCACUGAAGCUCCCAGCCAGUCAACAUGGGUUGGUGGACGCUACACAACGUUUUAUUUCUCAUGUUUCUCAUGUUUCUCUGCAGCUCCAAUGGACAGCUUGUCUCUCAUGCAGUACGCCCCUGGCGUGAGAGAUUUCCAAUAAGAGAGGAACCUUGGAUACGCCAUCAUCACAUACCACUGCCGAAGGCCACAGUUAGUUCUACACCGAGGUUUACCUUGCUGGCUCCAGACCUGUUGAGGACAGACAGUCAGGAGAACAUCUAUUUACAGGCAGACGGUGUAUCCAACCCCGUCACCGCCUCCAUCUCCAUCCUGGAUUUCAGCAAGACCACCAUGCUCCUCCAGGACUCUGCCACACUCAAUUCGGAAAAUGGAUUCCAUGUGCUCAAGGCCAUACAGCUUCCCUCGGAUCGUUUGAAUCGAGAAGAGAAAAAGAACAAGUUUGUGUAUCUGAAGGUGAACUUUGGGGGCCACUACACUGAGGAGAGGGUACUGAUGGUGUCCUUUCACUCUGGAUACAUCUUCAUCCAGACAGACAAACCUGUCUAUAAUCCCGGAGACACUGUUCGGUUCAGAACCUUUGUGUCCUCACCGUCCUUCAAGGCCUUUAACAGCUCCGUCACUAUUGAUAUGCAGAAUCCAGACGGUGUGGUGGUUAAACAGACCACCAGGGUCAGAGCUGUCAAUGGCAUCUUUGCAGACACUUUUCCUCUCUCUGAACUUGUCAAUGAAGGAAAAUGGACAGUGACUGCAAAGUUUGACCACUGGCAGCAGAACGCAUUCACCGCCCAGUUUGAGGUGAAGAAAUAUGUGCUUCCUGCCUUCAAUGUUACCCUGACACCCAAGAAGUCCUACCUUGACCUGGAUGAUAAGGAACUGGAAGUAGAGAUUUCGGCUAGGUACCUGUAUGGAGAGCCAGUCCAGGGGACGGCUUAUGUGGUGUUUGGAGUGAAGAUCAACCAAGAGAUGAGAAGGCUGCCUUCAGUGAAGCAGGUGUCAGAUCUCGAUGGAGGAGUCGUCACACUAAGCAUGGACGAGAUCAAGAGAGCUUACCCCAACAUCAGAUCUCUGGUGGGCAACUCUGUGUAUGUGAAGGCCUCUGUGCUCACCAAGUCAGGCAGUGAUCUGGUUGAAUCAGAGAAGUCUGGAAUCAAAAUUGUGGAGUCUCCGUAUGUUGUAUCCUUCAGAGACAUGCCAAAGUACUUCAAGCCGGGCCUGCCCUUCGACUUUACAAUCCAGGUGAGCCACCAUGACGGUUCCCCGGCCCGUAACGUCUUGGUCAAAGUGACGCUGCUGGAUGAGCCCCUGGUCGUCUUCAUGGGCACCGCCAGAGUCACCGUCAACAUGCCCGGUGCUCAACGGCCACAAACCAUCACUGCUGAAACUGUGCAGACUGACCUGAGACCAGAGCAGCAGGCCAAACAACAGAUUGUUGUUCAUCCGUACGUUGCCUUUAACCAGCGCCACCAAAACUACCUGUACAUCUCCACAGGGACCAACACGGCGUCUUUAGGAGACAGACUGUCCCUGAAACUCAGCAUCAAUGUUGAAGACGCGACGCACAGAUCAUUCAUUACACACAUCACCCACCUGGUGCUGAAUAAAGGUAAAAUCAUUUCUGCUGAGCGUGUGGAUGUGACGGGUCAGCUGGUCACCAGCAUCGGACUGACGGUCACCCCGGAGAUGAUGCCGUCGUUCCGUUUUGUGGCGUUCUACAGUAUUCCCUGGGCAGGGCGCGAGGAGGUGGUGUCGGACUCUAUCUGGGUGGAUGUGGCAGAUUCCUGUGUUGGAGGGCUGACAGUCGGGCCGGUGGAUGGCAAACAUCGAGACUACACACCUGGGAAGAGCUUUAGUUUCGAGGUCAAGGGUGAUCCGGGGGCAAAGGUCAGCCUGGUGGCUGUGGACAACGCUGUGUUUCUGCUGAACAGGGACAGACUUACACAGAGGAAGGUUUGGAGCACUGUGGAGCACGGAGACAUCGGCUGCACACGAGGGGGAGGCAGAGAUGCCACGACGGUGUUUUCAGACGCAGGACUGCUCUUCGCCUCCAGCACCGGGAUCAAAACCCAAACCAGACAAGCCCUGCAGUGUCCAGGCAGUGUCAGAAGGAGGCGUUCUGCUGAGCUGUUGCAGCGUAAAGCCCAGCUGGAGAGUCAUUACAAGGAGAAGCUGCAGCGUCGCUGCUGUAAGGACGGCCUCAGGGAGAUUCCCAUGCCGUACUCCUGCACGCGACGCUCCCUCUACAUCACAGAGGGCUGGGAGUGCAUCCGGGCCUUCCGCUACUGCUGUGCCACCUACAGGAACCAAGAGUUUAACACUGAGAUCCCCACCACCCCACCACCCAUCACCACAGUUGCCCCCACCACUUCCGCUCCAAUGAUACUCCCCUCCCGUCCUGGUUUUGUGGAUGUGGCUGCACGAGGAAAAUUGCAUCUAUCCCGGGAAAAAUUUAACUGGGGACGUGAACGUGGAUUACCUGGAAUGCCUGGACCACCUGGGCGGCCUGGGUCGCCUGGAUUACCUGGAUUACCUGGAAUGCCUGGAAUGCCUGGAAUGCCUGGACCACCUGGACCGGACAUUUUCUAUACAACUGCAAACAAAGCAGAGCCAGAAGAAGAUAGGCCACUUUUAGGGGCUGAAGAUGGAAUGUGGGAGGAGGAAGAGGAGUAUCUGGAUGAAAGUGAUGUGUACCUGAGGUUCAAGUUCUUUGAGUCCUGGCUGUGGACGGAUGUUAACCUGCCCAGUGAGACAGACAAAGAUGGGUUUGCAUCUAAGAAUGUGGACGGUCCCUUACCUGACAGCAUCACAGAGUGGGGAGUUUUUGCCGUCAGUGCAUCACCUGAUACAGGUUUCUGUGUUGCCGAGCCGUACAACAUCAGAGCAUGGAAGCGUUUCUUCGUGGACCUGAAGCUGCCAUACUCGGUGGCGAGGAACGAACAGGUCGAGAUUAAAGCCGUAGUCCAUAACUACGGCUACGACGACCUGCAUGUGAGGGUGGUGCUGAUGAAGACAGAAGGCAUAUGCAGUGUUGCCUUCAAAGACAGACACACGCAGGAAGUGACGCUGCCAGCCGGCUCUUCUGUCGCGGUGCCUUACACCAUCGUACCGCUUGUGGUGGGGAAACUUCCUCUGGACGUGAUGGUGGUGGCCAGAGACAUGAUGGGAGGAGACCGCAUCAAGAAAGAACUACGGGUGGUGCUGGAUGGAGUGCAGAAGACUGAAGUCACAAGUGUGGUAUUAAACCCAUCUGCUGAGGGAGGAACACAAACAGUUAAUGUGGGCAAAAUCGAACUGGAGUCAGUUGUUCCGAACUCUGUGCCAGAGACGUUCAUCAAUGUCAGAGGUAAUGUGCUGGCAGACAGCAUUGAUAACUCCAUCAGUGAGGACUCUCUUGCCUCCCUGAUCCGGAUGCCUGGUGGCUGUGUGGAGCAGAACUUGGCCUCCAUAACUCUGCCGCUCAUCGCCACCCUCUACCUGGAGCGAACCAACAACUGGGAGAGUGUAGGGGUGCAGCGCAAGGCUGAGGCUCUGCGGUACAUCAGGAGAGGCUAUGAGAACCAGCUGGCAUACAGACGGAGUGAUGGCUCUUAUCCCCCCUACAGGAAGGAAGGCGCAAGUACAUGGAUCACGGCAUACGUGGUGAAAGUUUUCUCCAUGGCGCACUCCAUCGUUGGCAUCAACGAGCAGCAGGUGUGUGAGCCUCUGCUCUACCUGGUGAAUAACAAGCUCCGACUGCCAAGGGCGUUCUUUGUAGAGGACAACCCAGUUUACAGCACCACCAUGACUGGCGGUUUCCAGGGUGGGCGAGGUGAUGACCCUGAGAUAACCCUGACAGCCUUCGUCCUCAUAGCACUUGCUGAGGCUAAACAAGCUGGACUCAGCUGCAUGGGUCCAAGCACAGAGGUCCAUUUGCGUAGGGCACUUUUACACCUGAAGAAAGCAGUGGCAAGGUCGGGGAGAAGACCGUACACUGUGGCCAUUGCCUCCUACGCGCUGGCUCUGCAGGGGAAAGAUCAUUCCUCCAACCCCACAAGAUUUUUACUCAGAGAUGCAGCUCCAGGUGGCACUCACUGGCCCGACGCGCAGAACCCCUUGUUCACCUUGGAGGCGACCGGCUACGCCCUGCUGGCUCUGGUCAAGUUAGGGCGCAUGGAGGAAGCCGAAGCGCCAUUUAAAUGGCUGAACAGCCAGCGGAGGCGAGGAGGAGGCUUCGGCUCCACUCAGUCCACCAUGGUGGUGCUCCAGGCACUGUCAGAGUACCUCAUCAACAAACCACCUCCUGAUGACCUCAGUCUGGAUGUGGACAUCAGGAUAACAGGACGCAGGGAAAUCCGCCACCAUUUCAACCCCAACACAGCCUACGUUGCUCGCUCCUCCAGGCUGCCUACUGGUCUUGAUCUGGAAGUGCAGGCUAAAGGGAAUGGACAGGGAAUACUGGAGGUCGUGACCUAUUACAACCAGCUGCACGAGGUGGAUGAGAAAAUGCCCUGCAAGAACUUUGAGCUCAAUGUCACUAUCGAAGAAUCCGGCGAAAAGCCUCCAGCAGAUGUAGAAAAAUCCUACCAGAUCACCGUCAGCGUGAGGGCUUUAGGACCCAGAGAUGUCAGGAUGGUGGUCCUGGAUAUAAGUCUGCCAACUGGCUUCACCCCAGAAAACUCUGACCUGGAGAUGUUGUCCAACUCAGUGGACCGUUACAUCAAUAACUUCCAGAUUGUUGAUAACCUGAGCGACAGAGGCUCUCUGAUCAUCCACCUGUUCAAGGUGUCUCACAAAGAGCCAGAGAUCCUGAUCUUCAGGCUUCAGCAGAGUUUCAAAGUCGGCCUCCUCCAGCCAUCCUCAGUUACUGUUUAUGAGUAUUACAACCCAGGUAGGAGAACACAUUCCAGCUCACAUCUCACUGCAGCAGCAUAUACAAGAAAUCAUCCAUGCCCUAAACAUCAGUGAAAACCCAAUCUGAGA
Epinephelus moara (kelp grouper) is the source of this 4985-nucleotide messenger RNA. RefSeq names its product complement C3-like. NCBI's taxonomy places the organism in Eukaryota, Metazoa, Chordata, Actinopteri, Perciformes, Serranidae. Gene Ontology annotation, cellular component: extracellular region. The transcript is spliced from 39 exons. The record is from RefSeq and is a predicted model, not a curated record. Gene Ontology annotation, molecular function: endopeptidase inhibitor activity. The coding region runs from base 51 to 4970 and encodes 1639 amino acids.